AUGGACUUAGAUUUAAUAGAAGAGAAAAUAAACAAAAUUGAAGAGGAGCUAGAAAGAUAUAAACAUGAUGAAUUACAAAAAGUUACUAAAAUAAAAAGUGAAAUAAAAUUAUUUGAUUUAGCCAUAAAAAGAUUAAAUACAAAAAAAUGUAGGGAAAGGUUUGAAAAUGUCUAUAAAUCAUUGGAAAAACAAAAAAAAGAAAAAUUCAAUGAAAAAAAUAUAUAUACAAAAAAUGGUAAGGAUAUUUUUACAGAAAUUAAGUUUCUAAAACAGAAAGAAAAAAGUUAUAAUUUCAUAAACAGACCAAUUAAACUUAAAUACAAUAUAACUGAUGUUGCAAAUGAGAUAAAAGAAACACUUAAUAUUUUUAAUAUACAAAGAAAACAUUUAUUUAAAUAUAUUUUUGAAAAGAUAAGCAAAUCAAAAAAUAAAUCAUUAGAUGAUUAUAAUAAAUAUUUACAUUUACAAAAAGAGAUAGACAUUUUAUUGGCCUCAAUAAAUAAAAACGCAUUAAUGGAAAUAUUUGUGUUUACGAAAAAUUUACAAUUUUUUCAAAAUUCGAUAAUAAAUAUGUUUAACCAAUUUAAUCAUCAAAUAGAAAAUACAAUUACAGAUAAACCAAUUUAUGAAAAUGACUCUUAUAAUAAAUAA
This is a messenger RNA of Plasmodium yoelii, 651 nucleotides long. RefSeq names its product conserved Plasmodium protein, unknown function. The record is from RefSeq and is a predicted model, not a curated record. The transcript has a single exon. NCBI's taxonomy places the organism in Eukaryota, Apicomplexa, Aconoidasida, Haemosporida, Plasmodiidae. Bases 1 to 651 code for a protein of 216 amino acids.